CUACAAAACACGUGUCAACUAUCAGAGCGGCUGAUGGAUGCGUUACGUUACGUAAAGCUUGAGGUUUGUUUUUCAGUUUGUUGGUCAGAGGGCUAACGCUAAAAUGGUUCGUUCAUUCGGUCAAGAUCGAAAAAACAUUUCGAAAAUCAAACCGCUGAAGGGAAACGCCGUCGGACUCAACCUGCUCGGAAUGAGAACGAUACUGACUGACCAAUCUGCCUCAACGGUCAAGUCUGAGAGCAAAGCUGAACCUGUCAAACGAUGUUUUGAACAACCAUUCAAACGCUUCAGCUACGCUCUGCAGUCCACUUGGAGGAGUGACACAAGGAAACAUCUUGACAGUCCUUCUGUAGAUGUGUUGUCAAGUAAUGAGGAAAAGGAAACAAAAGAUGAGCUGGACACCCAAUAUGAAGAUGUUUUUUCGUUUGCUGACACAGACAUUUUCAUGGGUCAAAAGAAAUUCUCUUUUAAGAACCCUGAUCAGACAUCUCCAAAAAAACAGAUUCUGCGAAAAUAUCGAAUGAGAGAUGAGUUUGGAAACAUCAUCCGUCAUGUCAGAAUGAAAAAUCCAAGUGCCAAAAAGGCAGCGUUGCCAAAAAGCCCAAAUAGAUGUGUUGAACGGAGGCUGAACAGUCUUACGCUCAACAUCAAAUGUUUUAAAGUUGGAACGCUGACCAAGACUUUCAGAAGAUCUGACGCUUUGACCGCCCAGUGCACUUUUACAGUGGAUUACAUCGAGAUUGCAAAUAAAGGACGAAUAGAAGCAUCAGAUUUGAUUGGUUGCGAAUGGUGCAACGUGCAGAAGCUGCCCGCUGUGUUUUUACAGACGACACCUGAGACGUGCCUUCAUCUGCAGGUCCUGCUUGACAUGUUUGAAGAUGAUUCAAAAAUGUGGUGUGACUGCCAGAGCAGGAAUGAAUACGAGAAAUACGUUGUCCUUAUCUUUGAGAAUGAGCUCACACUCCCAGAGCAAAUCACACUUGAGGAAAUAUUCACAGAAAUGGGCAAGCGUAAUGAUAUCAGCUGUUUUCCAGCUAAGCUGUCAUUUAAAGAAGCCAGUAACAGACUGAAGACACAUCAGUGUGUACGAAAACAGGAGUAUGCUGCGCUUCACCCUGAAGAAGAUGAACUUCCUGUCAUGAGUCAGGGCUUUGUGUCAUUUUCGGCCUCUCCUGAUCCUCAUCGAUGUGAAAUUGCAGCCCUCAGUGUCUCAGACAGUGAUGAGGACGAUUUGAUAGAGCUUCCUUCGUCCCCCAGACAGGAUAUCAAAAAACUGGUCGUGUACCCACCUCCUCCAGCCAAAGGGGGUUUAACCAUCACAGAGGAGGACCUCAGCUGUCUUGAGGAAGGAGAAUUCCUAAACGAUGUGAUAAUAGACUUCUAUCUGAGGUAUUUGGUCAGCGGGCAGCAGGAAAAGGAGGAUGCCUCCAAGUACCAUGUGUUCAGCUCUUUCUUCUUCAAGCGCCUCACUCAGAAAGAUCAUAGAAGGCUUCCAGAAACUACAGGUUUAUCCAUUCAAGAGCGCCGGCACAGUCGGGUGAAAACGUGGACCAGAGGUGUCAACCUCUUUGAGAAGGACUUUAUAUUUGUCCCGAUUAAUCAGAUGGCUCACUGGUACCUGGCUGUCAUCUGUUUUCCUGGCAAGAUUUCACAGACCAGUGGUUUGGAUCUUAGCCUCAAUGGGCGAAGGUAUUCAGUGGAGUAUCUUUGCGAUCAAACUCCACCCAAUCCCAUGUCCCUCUUCUACUCUUCAGAAUCCUCAAAACAGCACUCCAGAUGGAGUCAAUCCAUAGGGAUAGACGACUUAGAUGAGAGUUUCUGCUUCCUUUCAGAUGAUGAGGCAGAGGAUGAUGUUCAGACUGUCAAGAACAGAUCUGUGCUUAACAGUGAAAAUGUGUCUACACAGCCAUGCAUACUCAUCAUGGACUCCCUCACCUGCAGCGGAAGAUCAUCAGUGGUGCAGAUGCUCCAAGAGUACUUACAAGAGGAAUGGAAGGUCAAAAUGGGCUCUGAACAGAGUUUUGGAAAUGGAACGAUGAAUGGAUGGAGCCCCCACGUCCCACAGCAGGAUAACUUUACAGACUGUGGCAUCUACCUUCUGCAGUAUGUGGAAAGCUUCCUCAAGGACCCACCUCAAACUUUCCAUUGCAACAUGGAUCUGAAGGCCUGGUUUUCACAGAGGACCAUCAAGAGGAAGAGGAAGCAAAUCAAACGGCUCAUUCUCAAACUUCACAGACAGCAAAAUGCAUAAUUUAAGGUCAUACGCUUCCUAUAGAUCAAUUAAUGUUACUACAACCUCAACACCUCCCUACAAGAUUUUUCAUGGAAGGUAAUUAAAUUAACAAAAAAUGCUUGCUUCAUUAAAUGAAUAAUAUUAAAAUUAAUAUAUUAUUUGCUUUGGUAAUGGAUGAUUUGUUUUUGAAAUUCAAUAAAAUAAUAGCUGUAAAUAGAAUCUAUCAAAAUAAAA
This is a messenger RNA of Labeo rohita (rohu), 2467 nucleotides long. It is a transcript of the gene senp6b, whose product is annotated as SUMO specific peptidase 6b. Gene Ontology annotation, molecular function: SUMO-specific endopeptidase activity. The record is from RefSeq and is a predicted model, not a curated record. Gene Ontology annotation, cellular component: nucleus; cytoplasm. The transcript is spliced from 21 exons. The coding region runs from base 104 to 2251 and encodes 715 amino acids. Gene Ontology annotation, biological process: regulation of kinetochore assembly; protein desumoylation; regulation of spindle assembly. Lineage: Eukaryota; Metazoa; Chordata; Actinopteri; Cypriniformes; Cyprinidae.